This is a messenger RNA of Lymnaea stagnalis (great pond snail), 1697 nucleotides long. Lineage: Eukaryota; Metazoa; Mollusca; Gastropoda; Lymnaeidae. The record is from the annotation of a GenBank genome assembly.
GUAGCAGAUUUAGAGCACAGACUUGUAGCAGAUUUAGAGCACAGACUUGUAGCAGAUUUAGAGCACAGACUUGUAGCAGAUUUAGACAGGGAAGAUUCAACUGAAAGCUCCAGCACUGAUAAAGAAAACAAAAGUGAUCCACUAGAAGUUUCUCUUGUGAUGAUAAGACCAAAGAAAGAUGAGUUCAUUGGUAGUCUACAGUUGAGUUCUGUUCCUGAUGAGGGGCCUGUGUUCAAUUUAUCUAAGAGGAACCACAGCAUGGCCCCCCUACCUGAAGGCCAUGACAGAUCAUCUGUGAAAUUGUCAUCUCUCAGGAACAGAGAUUUACUCACACCAGCAGAGACGCUGCGUAAGAAACGUCAGUAUCCUUACUCACUCCAAAGCAGAAAAAAAUCAAUUUCACCGAAAAAGGAUGUGCUCCAUUGUAAACAAAUGUCUGGAGAUGGUUCUAGUAGUGAGCUCUCACUAACAUCUCAACAGAAAACCCAGAAACCUCAAAGGGAAAAGAAAAAAAGACUCAACCAAAAGCAGAGCCCCCUGAAGCCAGAAGUGGCUGUUCAGAAAUUGCCAACUCAAGAACCCAGUAACUCGCUCAGCAGAGAGAGAGAAAAUCUCCCGAAAGCCGCAGACAGAGACUCUAAUCGACCUUCUCCACUUUCCUUGUCCACACCUGAUCACAUGACUAUGCAACCGGCCCAAGACUCUCAAACCAGCUCCGGGGAAGAAAACCCCAGGGGUCGCAGUUUAAGGGAUCGAAGUUUAAUGCGUUCACCCGAAAGUGUUCAGAAGAUGAGGCAAUAUCCAAUCUCUUUUUAUUAUUCCAGGAAAAAAAUGCUAGAAAUAAGUGGGGAAGUUUCUCCUGAUCAAAGUGCAAACAUUUCAAAACAAAAUGGGAGAUCACCAGGACCUACAAAACACUCUCCUGUCAAGGGCAAGCAGAAGAAAUCAGAUUUAAAAACGGCAGCUAAAUUUUCUGGAAACAGAUCUCAGCCAGUCGUGUCCCUUCCUUCUGCUUCCUUUAAAAAAAGUGUUCAGAAGCAAGGAAUAAGAAAGUCAUUGACUUUGUCCAGAGGUGUGAAGUAUUCCAUCUCAAACAGUGUCUUAGUUUCUGGUGCUCUGUCCAGUCAAAAGGACUGCUCUGAUGCUCACCUAUCACGAAGAGAAGAGCAGCUUGAGUUGAAACAAAAAGAAGUGUCAACAAAGACAAAAUGCAAACAAAAGUCCAAGGCCAUUGCUACUUACAAUGUAGCCGUUGGUGCUCACAAUGAAGCCACUGGUACUCACAAUGCAGCCAUAGUACCUGACCAUCGAACUGCAACUCAGGCUGAUUUGUUUCUCUCACCCAGCAAGUCUCCCUUGGGGAAAACUUCAGGGCUUAACACGUCUCUAGUCAAGAAUGGAGAGUUAAUGGUGGGGCAAAUAGGCUCUUUGAUAGAGAAAAAUAUGUCAAAUGGCCAGAUCAUCAGUUCACCUAUGAAGAAAAAUAAACCAUCUCUUAUUCAGAGCAGGUCUCUGAUGGGGAAUGACAAAUCUUCAAGUCAGAGCAGGUCACCAUUGGGGAAAAGAAAAUCAUCUGUUAUUCAGAGCAGGUCACCAUUGGGGAAAAACAAAUCAUCUGUUAUUCAGAGCAGGUCGCCAUUGGGGAAAAACAAAUCAUCUGUUAUUCAGAGCAGGUCACCAUUGGGGAAAAACAAAUC